Molecule: messenger RNA, 1069 nt
Organism: Acaromyces ingoldii
Lineage: Eukaryota; Fungi; Basidiomycota; Exobasidiomycetes; Exobasidiales; Cryptobasidiaceae
Product: L-asparaginase
Exons: 2
Coding region: 5-1069 (354 amino acids)
Molecular function (GO): asparaginase activity
Source: RefSeq, a predicted model, not a curated record
CAUCAUGGCCAAGCUGCUUGUGGCCCUCUGCUUGGGUCUGCUUACUCUUGUGACAGCCACGGCUGCUGACGAGCUGCCACGCGUCGUCGUCUACGCCACGGGUGGCACUAUUGCAGGCAAGAGCAAUGGCGGCUCGUCCGAGACGACGAAGUACUCUGCGGGCCAAGUCACGGCGCAGCAGCUGCUUGACGCUGUGCCAGAGAUUGCCAACGUAAGCCACGUCGAUGCGGUCCAAUUCACCAACCUGGGCUCUAACCGACUCAACACUUCGCUCGUCCUAGAGCUGUCCAAGAAUAUAUCUGCGAGCCUGGCGAGCGACAAAUAUGCAGGUGCCGUCGUGACGGUGGGCACCGACACCCUCGAGGAGGUGGCCUACUUUCUCGACCUGACAGUCGACAGUCCCAAGCCCGUUGUCAUCGUCGGGGCUAUGCGUCCCACGACAGCCCUCUCUGCCGAUGGGCCCAUGAAUUUGCUGCAAGCCAUUCGUGCUACCGUCCACCCCUCUUCUCGCUCGCGAGGCGCGCUCGUGGUGCUCAAUGACCGCAUCGGCAGCGCCUACUACACGACCAAAACCAACAGCCGGACGCUGGACACGUUUAAGGCCAUCGAACAGGGCUACCUGGGCACCUUUGUCGACGGUGGCGAACCGCUCUACUACUUUACACCGUCCAGACCCACCGGCCGGCGCUUUUUCAACAUCUCAGCGCUUCACAUCUUACCGAAAGUCGACAUCCUCUAUAGCUACCUCGACAUGGACCCUAUGCUGCUGCGCCUCACCGUCGAACACAACGGCGCCAAAGGUAUCGUCAUUGCAGGCGAAGGCGACGGUGAGGCCGACCGCACAUGGCUGCCAGAGAUGGUGGGCCUCAUGGCGCGCGGCGUGCCCGUCGUCACGUCCACUCGCACCGCUGCGGGCACCGUCGGCGCUGGGCUCAAUUUUGGCAACGGCACAGCGUCGAUCCCCGCCAGCACGCUCAACCCGCCAAAGGCCAAGAUCCUUCUCCAGCUCGCUCUUGCGCAGCACCCCAGCGAUGUCAGUGCUGUUGCCAGUGCCUUCAAGGGCGUGUGA